This is a messenger RNA of Thermothelomyces thermophilus ATCC 42464, 1386 nucleotides long. RefSeq lists its product as uncharacterized. The transcript is spliced from 6 exons. The coding region runs from base 1 to 1386 and encodes 461 amino acids. The record is from RefSeq and is a predicted model, not a curated record. Gene Ontology annotation, cellular component: checkpoint clamp complex. Gene Ontology annotation, biological process: DNA replication checkpoint signaling; cellular response to ionizing radiation; mitotic intra-S DNA damage checkpoint signaling. Lineage: Eukaryota; Fungi; Ascomycota; Sordariomycetes; Sordariales; Chaetomiaceae.
AUGGUGGUCCUCAACUUCACCUUGAGCGAGGAGGGCGUUGCUGUGCUCCAUGACGCUCUUGCUUGCAUGUUCAAAUUCAGCGACGACGUGUCAUUGGAAGCCAGAAAGGACAAGUUAACUCUGACAACUCUCAACAUUUCCAAGUCCGCAUACGUCUGUUUCUCCUUCGCUGCCAACCGGUUUUUUUCCCGAUAUAGUUUCGAGGGGACACCUCAGUACCGGGACCGCUUCUUUUGUCAGCUGUACACCCGGUCCCUCCUGACCAUCUUCAGAGCACGGCAAGGGAGCGUCGAGCAGUCGCGUGACAGAGAUGCCUCUAUCGACCGCUGUGAUGUGGCGAUAGAUGAUGGCCUUGGCAAAAAGAGCCGCCUCGUAGCCAGAGUCUCCUUCAGAAAUGGCAUUACGGCCUCACAUUCCCUACCUUACGAGGUGAAGCGGCCUACCCAUGCCAAGUUCAAUCGGGACGAGGCUGAGAAUCACUGGGCCAUCUCGUCGCGGACAUUGCGCCAGCUAAUGGACCACUUCGGUCCGGGCAUAGAGCUUCUCGACAUCAACACAGACGACGAGGCCCGGGUUGUGAACUUCACAUGCUUUACGGAGAAGGUGCAAAAACGCGGUGCGGUCAGCAACGAAGCUGUCCUCAAAAAGCCUCUGCACACUAACAUUGCGGUUGAGAUGGACGAGUUCGAUGAUGUUCAAGUUCAGGACAAGCUUCACAUCAUCAUCAGCGUUAAGGAUUUCCGUGCCAUCCUGCAGCAUGCCCAAAUGACCAGCGGAGCACUAACAACUUGCUACUCAAACCCCGGACGUCCCAUGAAGUUAUCCUACAGCGCCGAUGGAGUCCUGUGCGAGUUUAUUCUCAUGACGGUCGGGGAAAAGGAUGCACUAGCACAAAAGCACAAGAACCCUCGCGCGACCGCAGCAAAGCCAGCGGUGACACACCUCGACUCUGCAUCUCACCGGGGAAGCUCUGCUGCGAAUAGCAACCAAGCAGAGCCGCCUCCGGCCGCAUCUCGGCCGCCUCAGCAAAAGAGUCCAGUUCGGCCCCGCCAGCCUGCAUUUGAAAUACGCCCAUCGCCGAUGCCGCCUCCCACCACGGCUCGGUCCGAUUCGCUGUUUGUUGAACAAGCUGAAGACGACGAACAGUGGGAGCCGGUCAACCCGGACGCUGAGGAGGACGAGGAGGAGGAGGAGCCUGGGCGAUUAGAGUGGAAUGCCACCAAUGAGCCGAACCCGUCAUCGAUACGGAUCGGAAGCUACCUGUCAAGACAACCCGAGGCCCAGGAAGGGCUGCCCGAUCGCUUGCCUUCGGGGCUUGAGCCCACCCAACGGCUCUCCGAAGUAUGUGUCCUUCGGUGGUCUGCCCUUGUGUACUGUCGCGGCUAA